Molecule: messenger RNA, 9038 nt
Organism: Pungitius pungitius (ninespine stickleback)
Lineage: Eukaryota; Metazoa; Chordata; Actinopteri; Perciformes; Gasterosteidae
Gene: nlgn1
Product: neuroligin 1
Exons: 12
Coding region: 779-3460 (893 amino acids)
Biological process (GO): synaptic vesicle endocytosis; postsynaptic membrane assembly; neuron cell-cell adhesion
Cellular component (GO): cell surface; postsynaptic specialization membrane; plasma membrane
Molecular function (GO): neurexin family protein binding; signaling receptor activity
Source: RefSeq, a predicted model, not a curated record
GAGAGGACGGUGCUCCAUCAGCCAAGUGCAGGCUGAGUCGUGAGGAGCGAACGGUGGGGGGAGAAUUCCCACUCUUGUUUCAUUUUCUCGUCCCCGUCAUGAAGAUGUUGAUGGUGCAGACCUGCCGCCCGAUGCAGAGAAGCAUGAGACCAGAGUCCUUUGGACUGGGAGGGGGGGGUUCCUGGAUGUGUUUCCGCGCGUGCGUUCGACCGCAUUCAACCUGAGUUUGUUACCUCUGGAGAGAAAAGUGCGACAGCCUUCUUACUAACUGCUUGAGCGUCUCUAUUUGUUGGGGGAGGGGGGGGCUAAAAGGCUCCGGGAAGGACUGCGCCGCAUCCUAACGGGACGUAACGCACAGAGGAUUACGUGUGAGCAGCGGAUGGACCCUCCCCGGACGGGGACAGCCUCCAAGUGUAUAAGGCCGUCACCUCUACAUCAUGGAAACCCUCGUCCGGGAUUUGCUUGUCUACCUUCCGACAAGCAGAGUUUAGAGAGGACAUCUUUGCCAUUCUCUGGUCCAUUGCUGUGGCUAUUGUAAGGACCUGUGUGAGGAAUAUUGUGAGGAAUAGCUAUUGGAUUUGCCUUCAACCGAGCUGUAGGUUAUUAAUGGCUGCUAUAUUCCCAGUGGAUGGUUUACACUGUCUGGAUUUUAGACGGGAUCAUUAGCAACCACAACCUCCCCCACCCUGGGGACUUUCCCUUCCUGAUGCCUGCAGAGGUUGUAGCUUAGUGUGAUUGUGUGUUUGCAUCUGCAUGGUGUAAUUGAGGAAUAGAAAAUAUGAGAACGCAGCAAACUAUUUUAAAACAAGGAGUCUCAACUAUGUCCCAGUGGAGGCACCCUUCAAUAACUGGUCGUCGGCUGCUCCCGCCUGCCAAGAGUACGAGCAAGAUGAUGGGACACGUAAAGCUUGAAGGUUCCCUGAGCAGCGGCCGCUGGCUGUCCUCUCUAAUGUGGCUGAUGCUGCUGCUGCUGCAGGCUUCUCCAACCUCUGUGUGGGCUCAGAAACUUGACGAGAACGACCCGGUGGUCACCACCGUCUACGGCAAACUACGUGGCGUCAAGAAGGAGCUCAAUAACGAGAUCCUGGGUCCUGUAGUGCAGUUCCUGGGCGUCCCGUACGCUGCCCCGCCGACCGGCGAGCGGCGUUUUCAGCCCCCCGAGCCACCGGCGGCGUGGCCGGAAAUCCGCAACGCCACACACUUUGCCCCGGUGUGCCCUCAGAGCAUCGUGGAGGGCCGCCUGCCGGACGUGAUGCUGCCGGUGUGGUUCACCAACAGCAUGGAUGUGGUGUCCACAUACGUCCAGGACCAGAGCGAGGACUGCCUCUACGUCAACAUCUAUGUCCCCACUGAGGAUGUCAAAAGAAUAUCCAAGGAAUGUGCCAGGAAACCGGGCAAGAAAAUAUGUAGACAAGGAGGUCCCCUUACAAAGAAACACACUGAUGAUUUAGGUGAUAGUGACCGCACGGAAGACGAAGACAUUAGGGAGAGUGGAAGCCCCAAGCCAGUGAUGGUUUUCAUACACGGGGGCUCCUACAUGGAAGGAACUGGGAAUAUGUUUGAUGGCAGCAUCCUGGCCAGCUAUGGAAAUGUGAUUGUCAUAACUGUCAACUACCGGCUGGGCAUCCUAGGGUUCCUGAGCACAGGGGACCAGGCUGCCAAAGGGAACUACGGCUUACUGGACCUGAUCCAGGCUCUGCGUUGGACCAGUGAGAACAUCGCUGCCUUCGGCGGCGACCCUUUGCGUAUCACCGUGUUUGGCUCCGGCGCCGGGGCUUCCUGCGUCAACCUGCUCACGCUGUCCCACUACUCCGAAGGCAACCGGUGGAGCAACUCAACCAAGGGGUUGUUCCAGAGGGCCAUCGCUCAGAGCGGGACCGCUCUCUCCAGCUGGGCUGUCAGUUUCCAGCCAGCCAAAUACGCCCGGAUCCUGGCCCGUAAGGUGGGCUGUAACCUGGAGGACACGGUGGAGUUAGUUGGGUGCCUUCAGAGGAAACAUUACAAGGAGCUCGUAGAACAAGACAUCCAGCCAGCCCGCUACCACAUUGCCUUUGGACCUGUUAUUGAUGGAGAUGUUAUACCUGAUGACCCCCAGAUACUCAUGGAGCAAGGUGAGUUCCUCAACUACGAUAUCAUGAUGGGAGUUAAUCAGGGCGAAGGCCUUAAAUUUGUGGAGCUUAUUGUGGACAAUGAAAACGGCGUUCAGGCAAACGACUUUGACUACGCCGUGUCCAGCUUUGUGGAUGACCUGUACGGCUACCCAGAGGGAAAAGACAUUCUCCGGGAGACCAUCAAGUUCAUGUACACAGACUGGGCCGACCGGCACAACCCAGAGACGCGACGGAAAACACUGCUGGCCCUGUUCACUGAUCACCAGUGGGUAGCGCCGGCUGUAGCCACAGCAGACCUGCACUCCAGCUUCGGCUCCCCGACCUACUUCUAUGCCUUUUACCACCACUGUCAGACGGAGCAGGUCCCACAGUGGGCGGACGCAGCACAUGGAGAUGAGAUCCCGUAUGUGUUCGGGCUGCCCAUGAUUGGUCCAACAGAGCUGUUUCCCUGCAACUUCUCCAAGAACGACGUGAUGCUCAGCGCUGUGGUCAUGACUUACUGGACAAACUUUGCCAAAACGGGGGAUCCAAACCAGCCUGUUCCACAAGACACAAAGUUCAUCCACACCAAGCCCAAUCGCUUUGAGGAGGUGGCAUGGACACGCUACAACCAGAAGGACCAACUUUACUUACACAUUGGCCUGAAACCCCGGGUCAAAGAGCACUACCGUGCCAACAAGGUCAACUUAUGGUUGGAGCUGGUUCCUCAUCUGCAUAGCCUCAACGACGUCACUCAGCUAAUACCCACCACAACAAAGAUCCCUCCACCUGAAGCCACCAACCGCACCCCGAAGACCAAGGUUCUGGUAACCAAACGCCCCAACCCGACCCCGUUCCCCACGGAGACCCAGGACAGCCACAUCCAGCCCCAUCUGGUGGACCAGCGUGACUACUCCACUGAACUGUCGGUGACCAUCGCUGUUGGAGCUUCCCUGCUUUUCCUCAACAUUCUGGCCUUUGCUGCCCUUUACUACAAGAAAGACAAGCGCCGGCAUGACGUCCACAGGCGCUGCAGCCCCCAGCGGAGUGCCACCAAUGACCUGGCUCACACUCAGGAAGAGGAGAUCAUGUCCCUGCAGAUGAAGCAACACUCGGGCCUGGACUGCAGGGGGGUGGGUGACUCUCUGCAUCCGCACGAUAUGGUGCUGAGGACUGCCUGUCCGCCGGACUACACUCUGGCCAUGAGGCGCUCACCGGACGACAUCCCGCUCAUGACGCCAAACACCAUAACCAUGAUCCCCAGCACCAUGGGGGGGCUCACCUCCAUCCACUCUUUCAACACCUUCCCCAGCAGCGGGCAAAAUAACACCCUAACCCAUCCGCACCCACAUUCCACUACCCGGGUAUAGCCUCGUGGAUGCACCCUAGCAGGCAGGACUCACUGCGGCCAACCAAGUGACAACCAGCGAUGUGUCAGCCUGGAGUGACACUGGGAUUGUUCACCCUGUUAAUACCUGAGGGAAUAUAGUUGAGGGAUUUCUUUUGAGGUUUGGACCAGAAGGAAAAAAAGAAUAACCAUCAUGUUUUUGUAGAAAAAUAAAGACAGGAAUAAAAAAGUACAAACAAGGAGAAAAACAACUUCAAUAGCUAAAACCGCGAAGGAUCUUGUUUAUUAUUAUUUUGUUUCUAAUAUUUCAGCCAAACAGGUACGGUAAACUGCUUUUUUUCUAGCGACAGAAAUGGCCUUGGAGGCUUUUGACAAACGACUGCCUGACAGUGCUAUCUGGAAGCAGAACCAAGCAUCAAACCUGCCUCGGAGUUAAGAAGAGCGGAGCACUUUGUAAAAGAAAGAAAACAUAUUGUUUUCUUUGGGCAUCGACGAGCAGAUUCCUCUGUUUGUGUGGCACGGAGUAGAUAAGGUGCAAACCCAUUUAGGUAUGUGAUCAAUUCUUAAAUGGAGACUAUGUAAGAUACAGCAGAAACAAUUGUUGAAUAGAACAAAAGAAGGAUGGAAACGUCAAUGGAAAAAAGGAAACCUGUAUGCACAAUGGAACCAUUAAGAGGAAAAAAAUGUGAGAUGUUUCAUCCAUUUAUUUUUGAGGAUCGGGAACAAUGUUAUUGUAUAGAAGCUAUUUACAUAUCUAGAACGGUACACCAAACACCAGGCUGUUCAGACCUCUUCUCUUAGGGUGUGGGUGUGGGGCAUCUAUACUGCAAACCUGAACCAGUGGGAAUCGGCUGAUCCACCUUCUGGCUCUUGCAGUUUCAACUUCAACACAAAAAGCUGGGCGACAAAGGAUAAUGGAUAUUUUAGCACGAUCCGCAUGACAAUUUAACUGCUUCAUGGCUGCCCUGCUUAUUACAUCAUUAUUAAGAAUCCUUUUUCCCCUCUACUUUGCAUUGGAACAAUUUUAAAUCAAUUCCCUAAUUGGAUUACGGGAAAACACACCUUUGCAGGACCACAGGAAACGCAGUCCCAGGUUGCGGAUGUUGUGGCUGGAGCUGGAAACCGAAAGGGGAGGUACUGGGAAUGUGCUCCAACUUUCUUGCAUAACAUAAUAUAGCUGGAGUGGAGCUGGGCAUAUGCAGACUAGUGUUGUACUCUGUGUUGGUACUACUUUUUGAUGAUGGUAAAUUACAUCACGCUGCAUUAAUCAAAUUUAUCACACCUUCAGUUGAGAUCAAAGUUAUCUGCUAUUCUACCACUAUUUUACCACUCUGCCAUAUAGGAACAAUUACCUGCACUGUUAGUUCCAUUGCACUCAUUCUUUUUUUCUUCAUCUGGAAGGAGUGUUGAUUGAGUGACACACUGUACUUAUUGAAAUGAAAGCAAUAUGGUAAAGGUAGUAGAAGAAAUUAUUUUGCUAUAUUAUAGCUUUUAUUUUGCUUCAUCCAGCCAGGUUCUGUAGAGCAAUUUAAACAUAAACGCCAUUACAGAACUUCUACAAGUCAAAGGCCAAGCACAGACAGAUCAUGUUGGGUGGAAUUCUCUGGAUAGCACAACAGGUAGAGAAAUGGAUGCAUUCAAACGGGAUACUUUCUAUCUAGUUUUUUAUCAAUAGCCAAGGUUUAUGAUUUUUAGAUGCACAUUGUCUUAUAGUAAGAAAGAAAAAAGGUUUUCUUUAGCAGCUGAGAAAUCUGUUGUCCCUCUUUACCCAACUUGAGAUAGCUACUACCUUUCUUCUUUUGGUCACAAUCUCUAUUUAAAGUCCUCUCUACUUUCUCAUCUUUCCACUGAGCGGACAGGGCUCUUUAGCCAAUAGUCAUUUACCUUUGCAUCCAGAGCGCCUUAAGUCUGCCGCGGCCAGCAUCGUGCGGUCAGUGAGGCUUCGGUGCAACAGCAAAGCAGUUGAAAUCCAGUUGUUGUUGUUAGUCAUUAGAGUCGUUGCAGUAAAUUAGGGAUAUAUGCCCUAGAUGGCAGAGCCAUUGUGCUGAGACAAAUACAAAAGUCUGAUUGCUGGCGCAUCAAUGCUACUUGGUAAGCUGAAAGGCUUGUUUUCCUUUCACUAAAGUGUAGAUGUUUGGAGGGCUCUGUUGUGAGAAUAAAUCUGGCCCCUUUUGGCUCCCUUACAGGACUGUGCAGUCAUUCAAAAUAAUGAGCACAGACUACUGUUACCCAAUAUAACACUGCGGCAGACAGGCUGUUAGGGGAAUAAAAUCGAGUCUUUCAUAAGAGUGUUGCUUUUUGGGAUAAGCUUUAUAUUGAGUAAACUAAUUACAUUUGUGAGCUAUAGAUGGAUGAAAUAAACUACCAAGCCUUGAUCUGGGAUUUCAACAAAAGGAGGAUUCCAUUAUCACACAUCAUCCUCGUGGGCCAUUUUUAAUAUCCUUCUCUAUAAAGGAAGCCAACAACAUCAAGAGUGUGUGAAUUCCAGAAUACUGGGACUACCCAUACUGUAGGUCUGUGACAUUGUAUCAACAGGCCAUUGGCUUUUCCAGCAUUUGUGAUCGCCCACAUACAUGUGAAAAUUAAUAUAUGUGUGCAGACACCUGCAAUAUUUCAAGCAUUGCACUGAAAUAACCUGGGGCAAAGCAGUGGGCAUCCAUUGAAUUAAACAUGUUAUUAUGAGUAAACAAUCCUUACUGAGUAGUUAAUAAUUGAGGAUUGAUGGCUGAUACCUGCAAGCCAACUGUAGCGUUAGUGCUGGUCAACAACUGACAUAUUUGAGAUCAAAAAUUGAAAUGUAUUGUGACAACUGCUAACAAGAUUUAACAUGCGUGGUGAAAACAUGGUAACGCUUGUUUUGAGGAUGUAAAACUAGAAAAGAUGACUCAAAAGUUUCAGAGUGUGUGCUUGCAAUGACUUGCAAAUUGCAUCAAACCGCUGUAUCAUGCCUAACUGACAAGAUGUGUGGGAACUGAGGCAAAAAACAUGGAACAUCAAGCAAAAGCAUUGGAUGACCUUCACACCCAUAAAGAGAAACUCAGGCUUACAUAUAGACAUAUAGCUAAUCUACUUUCUCCUAAAAACUUUAAUAAGCUGGCAAGAACAAAGAGCUGGAUUAGAUCUCGAGCUAGCUGUAUAAAUUGAGACAGACUGAAGCCAUAGCUAUCUAAAGAACAACACUCACCCCCUGCCCCCCCACACCUUUAAUGACAGUGAAGCACAUGUAGUGAUACUAGUGGUGCAUUGGAAGACAGUAUAGCUAGCAUGCUAGUUGAUUCAUUCCAUAAAAUCAAUCAAAAUGUAUUCAUGUAGCACCUUUUGCAGGCAGCAGUCAAAGUUCAGAGUUAAAAUAAAAAAGAAGACAUAUUGCAAUUCAAGGGGCCAGCACAUUACAAGUAGCCUUUGACACAAGAGUCAUAGCACAUUGCCCCAUUUAAAAAAGAUAUACCAACCCGUUGCUAGGAUUCUUUUUCACGUCUUAAAAUUUGAUGUUUUGGAUGUCACUGAUUAUUAUCCAUAAACACGUUUUCAUGUCAGCCUUGCACAAACUUAGACACACAUGCCCCAUGGAUAUCGUUAAGGGCAGGGCUGGUUUUCCCAGCAAAAGUAGUUGCGUAAAGUUCGAAAAAACGAAAUGGUUCCUGUUAAAAUAAAAUAUGUAACAAAGUAACCAGAGUGAAUGAAUAAUAGCCGACUUUUUUAUGUAGCCUCGCUCAACAAUAUUACGAAACAAGCGAAAAAGAGCGGUCUCCCGGGUGAAAGUCCUUUCACUCUUUAUUUGAUCUUUCGGCCAGAAAGAACCCAGAAGUGGACUUUCAUGGUUAUUGUAUUCAAUAAAUUGUCCCACUUCAAAGCUAAACAGUCACCCUGUGUACUACGUUGCAUUCGGUGACCAAAUACCAAAAACACAUCCAUCUAUUGUAUCCUUGGUUACACAGAGAAGGGAGCUGACAUAACGAUUCCAAUGUUCCCACUUCAGAAUUUGCUCCUUAGCAGCAAUAUUAGAGCCCAUCUGCUUUGCAUAACAUUGUUAAAAGACCAGGUUAAUGACCUAAUUUGACCUAAAACUCCACAGGAUACCAUUAGUAAUGAGACAUUUUAUUUAGAUUUCACCUUAAAACAUUAGUCCUUCAAGCAAUGGCAUUAAGGUUGUUCAAGGAGGUUGGAAUUAACAGUAAUUUUAACACUUUUUUCACUCCUAGACCUGCGCUCAUACAACAGAUAAAAUCCUUGAUAUGCCCUAAAUUAUUGCCGAUAGGAAAAAAUGGAUCACAAAAAAAGACAUUUUUGAAAAAAAAUCCAGGCAGUAAAUCUGAAACGCAUUAUGAAAUUGAAAUACAAAAGAUGGAAAUGGCUUUAGGAUGCCAUAAGCAAGUGCUUUCCCAGGACUUUAUUCUUGUCACUAGAACAUUAGUUGGAUUGACAUUUACACCGAGCUUGCCGAGAUGUUUCUAGGCAGGUCACAGGAAACUUUAAAGGCUUAAUGUUCCUGUUGCUGAGCGCAACUCAGAACUAUUUAUAGUAAAACAUGGAUAAACAGAUAAUAAAAUCAAAUAUGAAAAGUAGCUAUACUGUUUAUAUGCUGUGGCAAUGAUUUUACCAGAAGUCUUGUCUGAAUUUGCUACACCAUAAAAACAUGCACACAUCUUUUUUAACACUUUUUUCAAAUUUUCUCUGAUAAAUGACUAGAUUCAUGUUUGUUGGACCACGAAAAUUCUAAUGUUUCCUUAAUGCUCGGUGCUCACACUGAACGGGUUCAGCAUGCAUUAGGAGUGUGUAUAAUUGUGUGUUUGGUGUAACACACAACUUUUAGUGUUAUGAGUGCAUUUACAUGGAAAUCCCUGUUAUUGUUCAUUCUUCAGUUCAAACCAUACUUCACUGUCAAUAGCUGAGGGUUGUAACCAUUUUAUCCAUCAGUGUUCAUUUCUUCAAUGUGCCUAAUGCUGUUAUUAUCUUAAUAUUUUGAAUAUGUUAUGAGUCACAUGACAUAAUCGUGACUUCAAUUUGAAAUUCUUGAUUGUGUGUUUGUAAGCACGCUCAUCCAGAAACAGCAGCAGGUGACAGUGUGAGGAUGCCCCAGAGAUCAGAUUGAUAUCCAUCCAGUGUCACCUUCCUUCAGUACUGUUUGUCAAUCAGUCAAAGAGGGGAACCCCAAAACCAAUCCAGGUAGCAUUUCUUCAGUGAUUUCUGUUGAUCCCAGCACCAGUAUGUUUUAACGAGCCAGUCUAGCAGGGUAAGUGAGAACUGAAGACACUAAACCCUGAGCAUGGUGGACAGUCAGCCUGUGGCAUGGUGUACAGGACGGUCACGGAAGGGGAGGAACAAGCACUGCGAAUGAAUGUAAUGCAACGUGCCAUUUUGUAACCUCAAAACGCAGCAGAAACGGCAACAACCAAACCUCAGAUUCAUCCUGAGAAGUUUUUGCUAGCAGUCUGACAACUAAAGGAAGAUUUGUCUUUUGAAUGCCAUUUGGAAACAGGGGGCACCACGUGAACUGGUCUGGCCUUUGUAAUGUAGAUUAUUUGUCACUUGUCUUUCUUUCUGGUUAAAUAGUAAUUACUCUUCUGGAGCACAAUAAAUACAUGAUUUUAAUAUGCGGA